Bombus pyrosoma is the source of this 1302-nucleotide messenger RNA. RefSeq lists its product as uncharacterized. Lineage: Eukaryota; Metazoa; Arthropoda; Insecta; Hymenoptera; Apidae. The transcript has a single exon. The coding region runs from base 1 to 1302 and encodes 433 amino acids. The record is from RefSeq and is a predicted model, not a curated record.
AUGACAGUGCGCGAGGAGGACCGGAAGAACAUGAGACACAGCAGCUCAUGGCCGGAUUGGGCGCUACAGACGGUGAAAGUGCGCGUGGAUCCGUUGUCGCGCGCCUUCACGAUUAUCCCAACGAUUCGCGAGGGUUUGCAUCCGUUGUUGAAGAGCAACUGGAUCGACGAGAUCGUUUUCCUCGAUCAUGACGGCUCGACGUCCGUCGAGACGAAACGACGAUUCAUGUGCAGCACCAAGACGGUCAAACAGAAUGGCCACGAUGAAUUAGGGGAAACUUUUGAACUACGCACUCUGGUGCCUGACGUUAUGAAUAAAAGUUCCGGAAAAGCUAUUGACGAGGAUAGAAGAAGUGGUGAAUGUCAUAAAAAUGAGUCAAAAUUGCCUUCGGGACUGUGGUCCAACGAAACUGCCAAAGAUUCCCGCGAAGGUAAUAGAGAUAUGACUGAGAGAAGCAAGCCAGACUUCUAUCUAGCUGACGAAGAACGUACGUCGAUACCAUGCCGCCAGGAAGACAAUACGAAUAAACCAAACUUCAGAUUGGAAUCCACCGAUGAACCUUCCAUAUGUUUCACUGCACAAAACAAAUACACAGAAGAAUCCGAGGUGAAGACCGAAUUGAAACACGAAGAUCCUCUACCUUUAGAAAUCAUCGUAAAAAUCGAAUCAUCCAAGCAUCUGCAAAGAAUUCCAAAUGGAACGGAAGACAGAGAAGGCGCUCAAGUUUUGACCCAAAAAUCCAACCCAAGAAAGACACCAACUCCUCAAAUUGAAAUAGUAGAUUACGACGAUAUAACAAGCUUUUCCCUUAUAACAGAAAGACAAAUGCAACAUGCUUGCCCGAAAUGCACUUCGGAAGGCCAGCUUCUUGAACGCGUAGACCCAUUUCGUUCGCCGGUUUCGAGCAGGAAAAAAACCGUUGGUCGGUGUCAGGAUGGGAAGCCGGAAAUGGUCCGUAAAUAUUCCGCGACGGAGGGUAAAAUGAGGAACAGCUGGCGUAGAAUAGGAGCGAGCGGUCUAAUUGGAGGCGCCAGGAAUAGGGAAAAGGAGAAGUACGCGCGGAAGAGGAACGGCAAUCCGCUGUGCAGGCCGAUGAACGACGUGAGGAAAGAGGCCACCCUGAGGAGGCAUUACUAUCCGGAGGGAGGCUGGGGCUACGUGAUCGUGACUUGUUCUGCGCUCGUCCAUUUCCUCGGGAUCGGUUUGCAGUUCGCGGCGCCUGGCAGUUGGCAUCUAACCGCCGAAGUAAAGUUCCAUCAGCCCGCCCUUCACAGCGCAGGUAAGAUAUCUCUCGUCUUAUAG